AUGUAUGUGAAAUGGUUUGAUACAGUAAUGUUUUACUAUGUGAUUUUAGUGAAUGUAACUUUUUGUAAUUUUCAAAUUUCCCGCCGUUCCGUCCCCCAUACGUCCCGACGCUCGCAGGGGACGGAAUCCACCGGAUUACAUUUCCGGGGGACACUGCAGGAGGGACAUUGCGGGAGAGCAGGACAAGGUAAGUGAUCGAGGAAUCCCGGAGCAGCGCCGCAUGGUAAGCCCCGAGUGUAGCUCGGGGUUACCGCUUGUGCUACACUCGGGAAUACCGCCAGGGGGGCUACAGUAA
Messenger RNA from Staurois parvus, 295 nucleotides. NCBI's taxonomy places the organism in Eukaryota, Metazoa, Chordata, Amphibia, Anura, Ranidae. The record is from the annotation of a GenBank genome assembly.